Messenger RNA from Frieseomelitta varia, 2057 nucleotides. Its product is annotated as E3 ubiquitin-protein ligase MARCHF2-like. The transcript is spliced from 6 exons. The record is from RefSeq and is a predicted model, not a curated record. Gene Ontology annotation, molecular function: zinc ion binding; ubiquitin-protein transferase activity. Lineage: Eukaryota; Metazoa; Arthropoda; Insecta; Hymenoptera; Apidae. Gene Ontology annotation, biological process: protein ubiquitination. The coding region runs from base 232 to 1179 and encodes 315 amino acids.
UCGGUCGAGCCACCUUCAACUGUCAGACCAGGCGCGGCGAGUUUCGCGACGGUGAAAAGAUGGAUUCAACGAGGCCGUCGUCGCGGUAGGCACGAAAUCAAGAUACGAUUAUAUCCAGGACGAAUCGAGGCCCGAUGCCCCGUUCGGAAUAAGGCCUCGCAAUCGCGACAGACAACCAGCGGCGAAAAAUUCACGGCUCCGCGGCCCGACAAUGACCCCGCCGCCUCUUUGAUGUCAUAUCAUCAGCCAUAUGACGACUCUGCCAACGAUGCAGAUCCAUCUACGGAUAAGGGAGACUUAUUGCGAAAUCUCAGUGACAAACGAUCGUGUGUCGAGGCUGUGACGUCCGGGUACAAAGCUGCGACCAUCGAGCAAAGAACGAGGGACGAAGAGGGCGGAAAGAGGAGCUUGGUCGAUCAAAGAAGGAAAGAUGAUGAGUCUCGGUUGUUCAGCGAUAUUUGCCGAAUAUGUCACAUGGGCAGUUUCUCAACGACCGACGAAAAUCGAGCAAGCCGCGAAAGACAGAAUCAACCUGUUCGAAGAGUUGACAGUCAAACGUCCACAUUAUCGUCCUACGCGUAUCUCGGCCCUUUGAUCUCGGCUUGCAAGUGUCGGGGGACAGUAGCGUUGGUACAUACGGAAUGUCUUGAAAGAUGGUUAACAGAAUCGGGUCACUCGAGAUGCGAGCUUUGUGGCUACAAAUACGCAACUAAAAGAGUACCGCGUCACACUUUGUUCCGUAGUGUCGCAAUAUGGUUCAAUACCGUAUUAGUGACUCGUCAGAUGCUUUUGGAUAUAUUAUACCUAGUAGUGACUACACCAUUAGCUCUAUUCUCCUGCUACAUUUGUAUUCUGGCUCUGAGAAUGUUGCUGAAACGUGGCUUACAGGAGAUGCCCUGGAUGGUCGUUGCUAUGCUCCCUACCUGUUCUCUCACUCUAAUCGCCUACUGGGGUUGGAUAAUAACUUUGGCCAGACUGCACGGGCGUAGAUGGCGGCGUUAUUGGAGGAGUAAUUUCGUCGUACGUUUGAUACCUGACGAUUCCAUCGGUGAAACGAACCUGAGGCAAGGAGAGAUCAUUGAACGUCAACUUUAUCAGCAAAACUACAUGGACGACGAAACGACAGAGAUUCACCAUACAAAUUCCCGUCAAUCGAUCGAUCUGAACGAUACCUCUUGACUCUCUCGACUCUCCAGUAAGAUUUAAUUGCUGGUAACGUCGUUUCGUUGAAAAGCGGCUUCAAUCAAGCUGAUUACUUGCUCAUUGACGAUGAUUAAUUGUAUUAGGGUGCCCGAGUUUUCACGUCGCUUCCGGUUGUCUGUCAUCUCAUACCAGAGUAUAAAUUGAGAGAAGCGAAUACAGUAUAAAUCCAGAAGUUCUUUCCUUUUUCUUUCUCUUCUUUCAGCUCGAUGCUUCCAUGCACGAUGUUCGCCGUUAUUGUUGCAAUAGCGUUUUUCAUGAUUUUGGUUCAUCUCAUGAUAACGGUGAACAACAGACUGUUUAAGAUCGCUGUAAAAUUUCAGAUUGCUGCGCUGAUGUUAAUAAAGCAUUAAGUUCUUCUGCUACAGUGGUUUCGUUCAUUUUACAAAGCGGUCGAAAUGGCUAAAUUAUAAUUCCUUGGAGUUCCGCAGAUUUUGUUGUGUUUCUAGAAAAAUUUUUGAAUGAUUUUUGUAUUAUAAAAUACAUGAAUAAAGACAACUUAAUUCUUUGAAAUUCUUUUUUAACUAUGGGUAGACUUAUAAUGUGAAAACGAACGUAAAGUCAAAAAAAGAUGUUCGAAUGAAGAAGAACAGGCGUAAGGAUGAACGAAAGUGAGGGAGAUUGGAAAUACAGAGCGGAAAAGGUAAAAAAGAGUCAGAAAGUCACGAGGAUAAAAAGAAAAGAAGUUAACCGGGUAAACCAGCUUCGAGAGAAGUUGUCCGUGAUCAAAAAUCCCGUUGGGUUUCACUUUCGAUAGAUGGAAAGUUAUUACGAGAGGGACGUCACUCUAUCUCGUCAAUCCGAAAAAUGACGAUACCAGUUUCUCACAAUUAUAUUUACAUAAUUAUUAUAAAUAU